Nicotiana attenuata is the source of this 1194-nucleotide messenger RNA. RefSeq lists its product as uncharacterized. The transcript has 2 exons. The coding region runs from base 1 to 1194 and encodes 397 amino acids. The record is from RefSeq and is a predicted model, not a curated record. Lineage: Eukaryota; Viridiplantae; Streptophyta; Magnoliopsida; Solanales; Solanaceae.
AUGGCUGUCGCAACCUUCCAAAACGGGCUGAACAGAGAUGGUUCAAGGGCGACCAAAAAGCUACUGAGCCGACUCAUGAAAUAUCCCCCCACCACAUGGGAAGAGAUCCACAACGCCUACUGUGCCAAAGUACGAGCGGAUGAGGACGACCUCAAUGGACCGACCCAACGGCUAACGACGAUACAAUCAGAAACAAGAAGGGAUCGACGCAACGACGGGCAACGGGAACAGCUCCCGCGCUUCAACAAAGAAAGGCAUCAGCCCUACGUUAGAUCCUCUCAUCCACCACCGCCGAGGCACACAGAGGCAUUGCAACGACAUGUCGUUCCACUCCGGAACGAAAAAGGUAUGCCCCCUUUAUUAUCUGCCCAUAACUUUUGUGUGUCUCCCUCAGAAAUAGUGUGCGCACUGGAGAAACUGGGCACCAAGGUGCAAUGGCCGCAGAAAAUGAAAUCAGAUCCUACAACAAGGAGAUCGAACGUCCUGUGCGAGUUCCAUCAGGAAAGAGGACACAAAACCGAAGACUGCAUAGGUCUACGACAAGAAGUAGUCAGGAUGCGGAACCUAGGACACCUGAGGGAGCUGCUUAGCAAUAAGGGAAAGACCAACUUCACACGAGAACAGGAACAACCCCAAGGGCCGCCGAGACCACCUUCGCCAACACGCACCAUAAACAUGAUCGUCAGAGGCAGCGAUGAUUCAACAAUCAACCACGUAAAGUUCACCACCACGCACAAACUGAAACGAACAAUCGCCCAUGAACGGUAUGACGAAUUCGAAGAGAGUAUCAUCUUCGAUAAGUCCGAUGCCGACGGUUUGUCUUUUCCUCAUUAUGAUGCCUUGGUCAUAACUUUACGUAUUGUCGAUACUGAUGUUAAGAGAAUCGACGACGGAAGCGGCGCCUUGGAACGAACCUCCGGGGAGAUAUCAUUGCCGGUUUUGGCAGGGGGAGUCACGCUGGAAACCACUUUCCACGUCAUGAACCAGGAGACAGCCUACCACGCCAUCAUAGGACGCCCUUGGAUACACGCCAUGCGAGAAGUCCCUUCAAGCUUCAACCAAGUAAUCAAGUUCCCCACCCCAUGGGGAAUGUUUAGCAUUCGGGGCGAGCCGCGCACCGCACGAGAAUGCUACCGAAUCGCUCAAGACUGCGCCCACACCAAACAGUUGGAGGGAGCAAGUGCGGAGGCAUAG